AUGUCGACCUUUCUUGACAACGCCUACAGCUUGGUCCACCAGGACAAUGCUGCCGAUGUGCCUACCCUGACGGACCUGCGCAACCAGCUGGAGAAGGGAACAGACGAGAGCAAGGUUGACACCAUGAAGCGCAUUUUGACGGUCAUGCUGAACGGCGACCCAAUGCCCCAGCUGCUCAUGCACAUUAUCCGCUUUGUCAUGCCCUCCAAGUACAAGCCGUUGAAGAAGCUUCUGUACUUCUACUACGAAAUCUGUCCCAAGUUGGAUGCUCAGGGCAAGCUCAAGCAGGAGAUGAUUCUGGUGUGCAAUGGCAUUAGAAACGACCUGCAACAUCCAAACGAGUACAUCCGGGGCAACACACUACGUUUCCUCUGCAAGCUGCGCGAACCUGAGCUGAUCGAGCCGCUGCUGUCCUCAGCACGCCAGUGUCUCGAGCACCGACACGCCUACGUCCGAAAGAACGCCGUCUUCGCCGUUGCUUCCAUCUACCAACACUCGCAAUCACUCAUUCCGGACGCCUCUGACCUGAUCGCCACCUUCCUCGAGACCGAGAGCGAUGCCACUUGCAAGCGCAAUGCUUUUGCUGCCCUUUCUUCCAUAGACCACGACAAGGCGCUGGCAUACCUCAGCCAAGUCUUCGAGGGAAUCCCCAACGCAGAGGAGCUGCUCCAGUUGGUGGAACUCGAGUUCAUCCGCAAAGAUUCUGUUCAGAACUCGCAGAACAAGGCACGAUAUUUGAGACUCAUCUUCGAUCUUCUCGAAGCCGGCGCAUCGACUGUCGUAUACGAGGCCGCCUCAUCACUCACAGCCCUGACCAGCAACCCCGUUGCAGUGAAAGCCGCUGCUGCCAAAUUUAUCGAACUCAGUAUUAAGGAGGCAGAUAACAAUGUCAAGCUUAUUGUGCUUGAACGCGUGGAUCAGCUCAGGCAGAAAAAUGAAGGCGUGCUGGACGAACUCAUUAUGGAGAUACUCCGCGUUUUGUCCAGUCCCGACAUUGAUGUGCGAAGAAAGGCUCUUAGCAUUGCCUUGGAGAUGGUCUCCAGCAAGAACGUUGAGGAGGUGGUCUUGCUGCUCAAGAAAGAGCUGUCCAAGACCGUCGAUCAGGAGUACGAAAAGAACGCCGAAUACCGUCAACUGCUUAUUCACUCGAUCCAUCAAUGCGCCAUCAAAUUCUCCCAAGUUGCUGCCAGCGUGGUGGACCUCCUGAUGGACUUCAUCGCCGACUUCAGCAACACCUCCGCAGUCGAUGUUAUCAACUUCGUCAAGGAGGUUGUGGAGAAAUUCCCCAAGCUGAGGCCGUCCAUCGUCGAGCGCCUCGUUGCAACGCUCAGUGAGGUCCGCGCUGGUAAGGUCUACCGCGGAAUCAUCUGGAUCGUGGGAGAGUACUCUCUGGAGGAAAACGACAUUCGGGAUGCCUGGAAGAGGAUCCGUGCUAGUCUGGGAGAGAUUCCCAUUCUAGCUUCGGAACAGCGACUGCUGGACCACGCAGAUGGGGACGGGGAGAAGGACAAGGAGCAGGUUAACGGUCACUCCAAGCCAGCAGCCCCGUCUGGUUCGAGGAAAGUGCUUGCCGACGGUACCUAUGCCACCGAGACUGCUCUAACCAGCUCCGCCGCAGCUGCCGCGAAGCUGGAGGCCGUCAAGGCAGCACAAAAGCCACCUCUGCGACAGCUCAUCCUCGAUGGUGACUACUACCUGGCAACCGUCCUCUCUGCGACUCUUACCAAGCUUGUCAUGCGGCACUCGGAGAUCUCGCCUGAUAGCGCGCGCACAAACGCUUUGAGGGCCGAGGCUAUGCUUAUUAUGAUUUCCAUCAUCCGCGUUGGCCAGUCUCAGUUCGUCAAGGCACCCAUUGACGAGGACUCGGUCGACAGAAUCAUGUCUUGCGUCCGAUCAUUAGCAGAGCUCGCCAAGAAGCGCGAACUAGAGUCCGUUUUCCUCGACGAUACCCGAAAAGCCUUCCGUGCUAUGGUUCAGGUUGAGGAGAAGAAGCGUGCCGCCAAGGAGGCCCACGAGAAGGCCAAGACAGCCAUUCAAGUUGACGAUGUCGUACAGAUCCGUCAGCUCUCCAAGAAGAACGUGGGCGACGGCACCGAUGAGAUCGAGCUUGACCUUGAGAAGGCCACAGGUGGUGAUGCACCAUCAGAAGAUCUGUCGUCGAAACUGACCCGGGUUGUGCAACUCACUGGUUUCUCGGAUCCUGUCUAUGCCGAGGCAUAUGUCAAGGUGCACCAAUUCGAUAUCGUCCUCGACGUCUUGCUGGUCAACCAGACUACCGAGACAUUGCAAAACCUUUCAGUAGAAUUUGCAACUCUGGGAGACCUGAAGGUGGUUGAGCGUCCGACCACACAAAACCUGGGUGCCCACGACUUCCAUAAUGUGCAGUGCACGAUCAAGGUCUCCUCGACUGAUACCGGUGUCAUCUUUGGCAAUGUCGUAUAUGACGGUGCCCACAGCACCGACACAAACGUGGUUAUCCUUAAUGACCUCCACGUCGAUAUCAUGGACUACAUCCAGCCAGCCACGUGUACGGAGACCCAAUUCAGAACGAUGUGGACCGAGUUCGAGUGGGAGAACAAGGUCAACAUCAAUUCGAAGGCGAAGACUCUUAGGGAGUUUUUGACACAGUUGAUGGCAUGCACGAACAUGAAUUGUCUCACACCCGAGGCAAGUUUGAAGGGCGAUUGCCAGUUUUUGAGCGCGAACUUGUACGCGAGAAGUGUGUUUGGGGAGGAUGCUUUAGCCAAUUUGAGCAUCGAGAAAGAAGGCGACGACGGCCCCAUCACCGGUUUCGUCAGGAUAAGAAGCAGGUCUCAAGGUCUAGCCCUCAGUCUGGGUAGUCUGAAGGGCUUGAACAAGAUCGGAACGGCGGCUGCUUAG
Pseudomassariella vexata is the source of this 2880-nucleotide messenger RNA. Its product is annotated as adaptin N terminal region-domain-containing protein. Gene Ontology annotation, molecular function: structural molecule activity. The record is from RefSeq and is a predicted model, not a curated record. Gene Ontology annotation, biological process: intracellular protein transport; endoplasmic reticulum to Golgi vesicle-mediated transport; intra-Golgi vesicle-mediated transport. NCBI's taxonomy places the organism in Eukaryota, Fungi, Ascomycota, Sordariomycetes, Amphisphaeriales, Pseudomassariaceae. The transcript is spliced from 3 exons. Bases 1 to 2880 code for a protein of 959 amino acids. Gene Ontology annotation, cellular component: COPI vesicle coat; cytoplasm.